CACAAGAGAUAGUAAAUAUAGGACAUGGCUUGCAAGGUGCAGAAAAGUGUAUCACUGCGCAGAAGACUUCAGAUACUGCGAUUCCUUACCAACUCCAACAAUAACAAGCUAAAGCUUGCACUGGAAAAUGUCAAAAGAGAGUAUGAAAACCUAAUAGCCACAAGAAGACACUACAUUAGUGUAUUGAACAAUAAUGUCAAUGAUAACAAGGAUGUUAAAAUAGUGAAAAUAAGUGAAGGAACAUUUAUGGUGAAGGUGACAUGUGAGAAAGGAGGUGGCAAGUUGGUUGCAAUAUUAGAGGCAUUUGAAGAGAUUUGUGUGAAUGUUGAGGAGGCAAAAGUUUCAUGCGAGAAUGAGUUUUCUAUGGAAGCUAUUAUUGUUAGUGAGGAUCAAAGUCUUGAUGUUACAGAUGUUACUGAAGUGAUUCUAAAAGCUAUUGAAAACUAGAGUGGUGAAAAAGGUUCAGAGUAGCUUGACAGCUUGAGUAAUUUUUGUGACUUUUCAAGUACAUUAGUUUAAUUUGUUUAAUAUU
Vicia villosa (hairy vetch) is the source of this 532-nucleotide messenger RNA. RefSeq lists its product as uncharacterized. Gene Ontology annotation, biological process: regulation of DNA-templated transcription. NCBI's taxonomy places the organism in Eukaryota, Viridiplantae, Streptophyta, Magnoliopsida, Fabales, Fabaceae. Gene Ontology annotation, molecular function: DNA-binding transcription factor activity; sequence-specific DNA binding. The record is from RefSeq and is a predicted model, not a curated record. Gene Ontology annotation, cellular component: nucleus. The transcript is spliced from 3 exons. The coding region runs from base 25 to 447 and encodes 140 amino acids.